GAUAAGUUUAUAGUAUAUAUAUAAAGUCAGUAAAUAAAAAAAGGUAUUUAGUCAUUAUUUAUAGUGUUAACAAUGGUUCCUAUUUUGUUUAUACUCGGGCUCACCGUUGUGGCAGCUCUGCCCAACGGUAUCUACAUCCGCCGGGCCCCGGGUCCUCGCUACCAGCACGUGCAGGACGGCCUGGGCAGGCUACACCUGGUGGACCUCUGGCAGCCAGCCACCGACUUCAACGCCAGAUACUACCCAGACACAGAGAAUGUUUACCAUCUUUUUACUAGAUUGAACCCGUCAGUAAGCCAGCCCAUUGUGCCUGGUAAUGAGCAGCUGCUAAAGGCAUCCAACUUCGACGCAUCACGUAGAACAGCUGUGCUCAUCCACGGCUGGUUCGACAAUGCUACUGGCAACUUUAACGCUGUAUUACUUGCUGCUUUCUUGGCGGCAGAAGACAUGAAUGUGAUCGUGGUGGAUUGGAGUGCAGGAGCCAGUACCUUCAACUAUAACAGGGCUAUCGAAAAUACUGUUCUAUCUGGUGGUGCGGUUGCUCGUUUCAUCUCCUGGAUUAACAGCGUGACUGGAGCUGACCUGGCGGACUACCACAUCGCCGGGUACAGCCUGGGGGGCCAGCAGGCUGGUAUUGCGGGGAGAAACCUCGACGGGAAGGUUGGAUAUAUCACCGGCUUGGACCCCGCCGGCCCCGGCUGGGUUGACUUCGAGCACACAUUCAGGGCAUCCGAUGCUGUAUACACUGAAGUGAUGCAUACCAACGUGGGGAGCUCAGGAUACCUGGAGCCACUGGCACAGGUGGACUUUUACCCGAAUGGAGGGGAUAACAUGCCUGGCUGUGUGUUCAACUCUUGCAGUCAUGAUAGAUGCUACCACUACUUCGCUGAGUCCAUCCGUGAUGGAGGGUUCACAGGCGUCAAGUGUGAGAGCUACGAACACGCGCUUGUAGGAGACUGCCAUCUACCGGAGACAUUGAACAUGGGAGGACUCGAACCUAAGACUGGAAAAACUGGAGUCUACUACUUGGAAACCAACGCAGCAUCACCCUUCUCAAAAGGCUAAACCAACCAAAGAUUAGAAAAUAAGAUUAUUAAGUAAUAAAAUUAAAAAAAAUAUAUAAAAAA
Molecule: messenger RNA, 1127 nt
Organism: Spodoptera frugiperda (fall armyworm)
Lineage: Eukaryota; Metazoa; Arthropoda; Insecta; Lepidoptera; Noctuidae
Product: pancreatic lipase-related protein 2-like
Exons: 8
Coding region: 73-1065 (330 amino acids)
Biological process (GO): lipid metabolic process
Molecular function (GO): lipase activity
Source: RefSeq, a predicted model, not a curated record